AGCUUUGCCCAUUAUGGCCAAUUCGGAAGUAUUUUGGCCCGAGAAUAUACACGGAGUCUCUGCAUAGCCUAUCGGAUUCCAGGAUGCAAUACGCAUCUAAAUGAAAAUAACGCGAGCCCUUUCACUAAUCCUUGUCUAUCCUUUUUAUCUGGGGGCUCAUAGCAGUCAGAUCACUAUGGGACAUCGAGGCAGGAAGACAAUGUCAUGUUGCUGAGGUGCUUCUAAAUGCGCAAAGGUUCUAUCAAUAUCGGUAGAUUCGGGGGGCGUGUAGUCCUGUGCGGGGGGAGCAACAUGUUCCUCACGUCUGUUUUGAGUUUUCUGGUACUGAUAGCUAGCUUGCCCCUCGUUUGGACUUCUUGUCCUUCGCAGUGCAGCUGUUUUUACCACAACUUGAGUGACGGAUCCAGGGCAAGGAGCGUUAUUUGCAAUGACCCAGAAAUUUCAUUGGUGCCUGCCAGUUUUCCCGUCGACACUUCUAAGCUUAGGAUAGAGAAAACUGCCAUCAAAAGAGUUCCAGGCGAAGCAUUCAACUACCUCUCAAAUUUGGAAUUCCUGUGGAUGUCUUUUAACGCAUUAUCCUUGGUCAGUCCGGACAGCUUCCGUGGUCUGGACAGCCUGGAAGAGCUGAGACUAGAUGGCAAUGCUCUAUCAGCGUUUCCAUGGGAAUCACUAACGGACCUGCCUAGCCUCAGACUCCUUGAUUUGCAUAACAAUCAGAUUUCAUCAAUUCCCUCCGAGGCAACAUUAUACAUUAAAAACCUGACCUACCUAGACCUCUCCAGCAACAAUUUACAGACUGUACCAUCAGAAGUUCUUGCUACCUGGUUAACAGUCGAACCUACACCAGGGGCAGAUUCCAAAAUGAUUUUAGGUCUUCAUGACAACCCGUGGGUUUGUGACUGCCGUCUGUAUGAUCUGGUCCAGUUCCAGAAGUCUCCGUCACUACUGGUGGCGUUCAUUGACACUCGGCUGAGGUGUUCUGACCCAGAGAGUCUCUCGGGUGUACUGUUUAGCGAUGCUGAGCUGAGGAGGUGCCAGGGUCCCAGAGUUCACACGGCUGUGGCUCGAGUCCGCAGCCCGGUUGGCAACAACGUCCUCUUGCGCUGUGGCACCAUCGGCAUCCCUAUCCCAGAGCUGGCCUGGAGAAGAGCAGAUGGGAGGCCUGUGAAUGGGACAGUUGAGCAAGAAAAUUCAAAGGAGGGAAUUGUGUGGUCAAUUUUAAGCGUUCCUGCAGUCUCAUUUCAAGACUCUGGGAAAUACAUCUGCAAAGCAAUCAACUAUGCUGGGAGUGCAGAGGCUGUCAUCUCCCUGAUGAUAACGGAUUCCCCAAAGACAGAAAACCAAACAGUCAGUCCAAAGAAACCGAGAGCAAAGAAACCAAAUGCUGGGGGGAAAGCAGCCUAUCAGGAAAAGCUUGUUGCAAGAUAUGUUUCUCCAACAACCACUCUUGCGAGUCCUUUCAUCAAGCCAACGCAGUACACAGGCCCCUACCCCGGGGAGAGCUACACUGCCACUGACAAUGGUGCUAACGUACAGACCACUGGCCCCGAUGGGCUGCUGGAAACCAACCUGAGCAAUCUGGCUGCGAACACAUCGUCCCUGCAACAAGACCCUACCAGAGUGGUGCGCUCUGUGAAGGUCAUUGGUGACACAGACAAUACUAUCUCUCUGAACUGGAGAGCCCCGAAGGCCAAAAACACCACUGCAUUCAGUGUGCUCUAUGCAGUAUUUGGGGAGCGGGACAUGCGCAGAAUUAAUGUCAACCCAGGCAACAACAGAAUUACCAUCGAGGGCUUGGUGCCAAAGACCAAAUACAUUGCCUGUGUGUGCGUCAAGGGACUGAUCCCCAAAAAAGAGCAAUGUGUAAUCUUCUCAACAGAUGUGGCUGCCAUCGCUAAUGGAACCCAAAAGCUCAUUAAUGUAGUUGUAAUCACGGUUGCUUGUGUCAUAGCAGUUCCACUGACGGUGAUCGUCUGCUGUGGGGCACUUAAGAGGAAAAUCCAAAAAUUGCUGGGAAAAAAGUCAGUCAAGGACAUUCAAGACUCUUAUGUCACAUUUGAGACUCUUUCUCCUGGCACAAAAGCCAAAGGCCUGGAGGGGGAGUACCUGACCAGACUAAACCCUGAGGAAUCAAACAGACUUCUGUCGGCCAGAUCCAGCCUGGAUUCAGAGUUGACUGCUAAGAUUGAGGGACAGCCGAAUGAGUACUUCUGCUGACAGAGUGCGCUGGUCAUGGGUGUCUCCUAGCACCUCGACUCUGACCUGAGUUUGCGUCUCCAGCGCAACAUAGAACAUGAGUCCAUUCAAUAGAGACGCAUUUAUGCUGCCAAAGGCAAUAAGAAGUUCAGUGACUCCCAACAAACUUCUUUGUUGGGAUUUUAAGGAUCU
Messenger RNA from Clupea harengus (Atlantic herring), 2388 nucleotides. It is a transcript of the gene lrit1a, whose product is annotated as leucine-rich repeat, immunoglobulin-like and transmembrane domains 1a. Gene Ontology annotation, molecular function: protein binding. The record is from RefSeq and is a predicted model, not a curated record. NCBI's taxonomy places the organism in Eukaryota, Metazoa, Chordata, Actinopteri, Clupeiformes, Clupeidae. Gene Ontology annotation, cellular component: endoplasmic reticulum membrane.